This is a messenger RNA of Thelazia callipaeda (thelaziosis nematode), 954 nucleotides long. The record is from the annotation of a GenBank genome assembly. NCBI's taxonomy places the organism in Eukaryota, Metazoa, Nematoda, Chromadorea, Rhabditida, Thelaziidae.
AUGGCACAGUUAGAUUACCUGUUUCUGGGAUCUGCUGGUAUCUUAAUAACAGCUUUGAUGCUUAUUAUUUUCCGUAUCAUCAAGUUAUAUUUGGAUGAAAGUGUGGCCCGUCGACGUAAGGAGACGUUACGUGCAAUGGCAGUUGACGAACGUGAUAUUAGAAAUAAUGAAAGAAAUGAACGUGAACUUCUCGUUGUUGGUGGACGACGUGUACCAGUCGCACGUCGACGUGUACGUCAUAUUGUAGAUGAAGAAGCUAAUCGUGAUGUGGGAUUGACAAGUGCUGCUUAUCAUGAAAAUGAGGAUUCUGAAGAAGAAUAUGAGGAAUCAUCAUUAGCACAAUUAGCAAAAGACGAAAAUAUUGGUAAGAAGAAAUUGGCGAAACUUCAAGCAAAAGAAGAGCGACGAAAACAACGUGAAGCGGAAUUACUGGAACGUGAAGAACGAAAAAAGCGAGAAAAAGAGAAUGAAGAACGUCUACAAAAAGAACGUGAGGAGAAGGAAAGAGAAGAAGAGGAAGAACGGAAGAGGAAACGUUUAGAGAAAGAAGAACGUGAGAAACGUGAAGAAGAAGAAUAUCGAAAGCUGCGGGAAGAUUUCGUGAUUGAUCAAGAGGGAUUCGAUGAAGUGGAGGAAGAUGAAUCAAGGAACCUUUUGAAGGAUUUCGAAGACUACAUCCGCAACACUAAAGUAGUUAACAUGGACGAAUUGGGUGCUUAUUUCAAUCUGCGUACAGAAGAUGCGAUUGAUCGACUUAAUUACCUAAUGAAAAAUGGUAAUAUUACUGGGGUAAUAGAUGAUCGUGGAAAAUUUAUCUACAUUACUGCUGAGGAACUCCAAGCUGUGGCAAAGUUUAUCAACCAGCGGGGUCGAGUAUCGAGGACAGAACUCGUCGAUUAUAGCAACAAACUGAUUUCUUUAGAGUCAAGACCAGUAAAACAUUCAUCAAGUUAA